CUUGAGGAAUAUAUGCAGCAAACACAUCAAAUCGAUGAAUUUAUGCUCCCAAUCGAUCAGAAAAAAAAACAAACUGGAGCAAAGAUUUUAAAUAGGACGAGAAGAGAGAGAGAGGGAGGUGCAGAUCGAGAGAUAGAACGAGAUGGAUUUGCAGAAGGAGCACAGAGAAAGAGAGCUGAUGAGAGUCGAGGGCCUGGUGAUCACCAUCGCCCUGCUGCUGGUGGUGGCCUACAUACUGAACCUGUACCGGUGCCGCAGUAGCUUCCUCAAGUACGCCCUCCACGCCUUCGACGCCAUCUCCGGCUCCCUGGUCACGUACACCAUCGGCUCGAUGCAGCAAAUGACCUUCGCGCAAAAGGAUUUCAACUGGCUCUGGGUGGCGCUCCUCCUCGUCCUCACCGACAGCGUUUGCCAUGCCGAUUUUGAGAAGAACAGGGUGAGCAGGUUGAAGUACGAGCUCCUCAAGAUCAUGGACUCUGUCUACACCGGCAUUCUCUACACCACCAGCGACCGCCAGAUUCUGCCGGCCAUCUGGACGAUACUGCUGUUGCACGUAGUGAAGCUCCUGUUCAGGAUGUGGGUGUUUCAGCUGGCCGAUCAGUCUUACCGGCACGGUCAGAACUCACGGCUGGUCGCUGACUACAUGAGCUACGAGCACGAAUUGAGCAGCUCCGAGAAGCCAGAUCCGAUCACCAUGAGCGGCUACAAGUACUUGGUCUAUGGCGAAGCCAAACCGGAGAACAAGCUGCAGCCUGCACCAUCGGAUUACCGGAUCGAGCUGCGGGUAGCUAAUGAGAAGAGACUGAUCACCCUGGAGAAGGUUUGGCAGUGCCGGGGAAGCCUGCUCACGACCGGCGAUCCAGAGAGCAGGCUCAAAGAUCUGUGUCUCUCCUUUGUGCUCCACAAGUUGAUCCGGCGAAAAUUCGACGACCUGCAUCCGCUGCCGGAGCCCGAUCAUGAAAAGGCCCAUCAGUUGCUUCUCGACGGUCUGCUCUUGCCCGGCCAGGACUACAGAAGAGUGUUCAGGGUGAUCGAGGUAGAACUAGCAUUCUUGAAUGAUUACUUCCACACUUUGUUCCCUGUGAUCUUGGUCACCAGAUUCAUACUUUUCAUCAGCCUUCUCGUGUUCGUCACCUUUUGCUCAUGUUGUUGGCUUCUAGUGUCGAUAAGCAGAGACAUGGAUAACAGGAACUUUGUUUAUCAUAUCAUUACCAUUUACCUUUUUGCGAUAGUCAUAGUGAAGGAGGUCUUCAGGAUUAGUAGCUUGGUAUUCUCCGACUGGACCAAGUUGUUGCUGCUGUCCAAGUAUGUGCAGUACCCUUCAUGGCAGAGGAGCCCUGCAACAGAGAAGGUAGUGAAGUUUCUGUGCAGUCGGAAACUCGUGAAGCAUUGGCAUAACAAGAUUGGUCAGUACCAUAUUCUCAAAUCAUUUAACUAUGAGCCGAAGACGAUGAACUUCAUGGAUUGUAUGAGACUGAGUAUGAAGGACGAGGAACUAAGUGGAGCAAAAGAGGGCCGCAAAAUCACAUUGCCUGAGGAAGCCAAGAUGGCCAUCUUCGAGUCCCUCCAAGCUCAAAGAGACAAGAUCAGGAACGGCGAGCCGUUGAGCAAUGGUGUGCUUUCGUUGCAGAGGAAUCAGGUGAAGAAGCUGUUGUCACGGUCGUGCAAGCUCAAAACAGAUGCACACACCAUCUUGGUAUGGCACAUAGCUACUGCUCUUUGUGAACUGGAUUUUUUUCGUCAUUACAAUGUCGAUGCGACUCCUAGUAGAACGCAUGAAUACCUUAUUCGUAUGAAAAAGUGGAUGGGCACUUCAUCGAGCGGAUCUGUGCAAAAGGAUGACAGGAAGAACCCUGAUAAAGAUCUGAAGUCAAAUUAUGUUGUUGCUUCGAGCAUGUCACAAUACUGUGCAUACUUGCUAGUCUUCCGCCCUCAGCUGCUGCGUGAGCAUCGUUUAGUUGUGAGGUUCAUAUUCGAGAAAACAAUAAAAAAGGCUCAGGAAACCUUUGAGGGUUGCUGUAAUUCUGAGCAGAUGUAUGACAGGAUGAUGGACUUGGCCAAGGAAGUCGUGGAGGAGAAGGAAGAAGAAGACGAAGUCACAGACACCUUGAAGCUGAGCGCAAAGCUUGGUUGGACAUUGAUCACAAUGAUAGAGGAUGAAGCAACUCGUUGGAAGGUGUUGGCCGAAUUCUGGGCUGAGAUGAUUAUAUACUUGGCUCCUUGCGAUAAUAAAAAUGGGCAUGCCUCAUUUUUAGAAAGCGGCGGUGAGUUCUUGACACAUAUUUGGGCUUUGCUCCAUCAUGCAGGCAUUGACAAAGUAUCGGGGCAUGGGCAUUACUCCCGUGUUCCUGAGAAGGAACAACCUUUUUUUCCCUCUGAUAUACAGGGUCUGAGGUUUCAUCAAUCUGACAGAGGCACUGAUGAACUCCAUGGUGUUUAUAGUUCUCAUCAGAAUAGCGAUGACAAUGUUUAACAAAUCCAACCAAUGCUACUUUAUGCAAUCCGAUACUUUACCAAUGAUAAUAAAAGAAUAGCAACUACUUGGUCCU
Messenger RNA from Zingiber officinale, 2549 nucleotides. RefSeq lists its product as uncharacterized. The transcript has a single exon. NCBI's taxonomy places the organism in Eukaryota, Viridiplantae, Streptophyta, Magnoliopsida, Zingiberales, Zingiberaceae. The record is from RefSeq and is a predicted model, not a curated record. Bases 143 to 2473 code for a protein of 776 amino acids.